This is a messenger RNA of Exophiala aquamarina CBS 119918, 633 nucleotides long. RefSeq lists its product as uncharacterized. The coding region runs from base 1 to 633 and encodes 210 amino acids. The record is from RefSeq and is a predicted model, not a curated record. Lineage: Eukaryota; Fungi; Ascomycota; Eurotiomycetes; Chaetothyriales; Herpotrichiellaceae. The transcript has a single exon.
AUGGGCCAGGAUGGCACGGCGGAAGACAACGGUACCUCUUCUGCGACAAGUGAACCUCUGAUCGUGCCGCGCCUAGCAAUCCCGCCAAAGGGGCGAAAGCGACAGCGAACCUCCCAAGAUCCCGAGCCCGGACCGUCGAACAAAGGACCGUGUGGCGGAAGGAGCGGGGAUAGCGUGCUUGUCCCCGAGGGAAAUUCCAGCAGCGUGAACGCCGAGGCGAGGCCGCAGAUCAAUAGUCCGGAGAUCGAGGUGCUCAAAACUAGCCUGAGGGAUGCGACCGUGGCCUUCGAGAGUGUGGAGGCAAAAGUGAAACGCCUGGAACAACAACUGGCGGAAGAAAGACAGAGCAAGGCAGAGAUGGAGAACGUGCACGCACGUCAACAGACCGAACUGCACGCUGCACAGACAGAGAUCACGCGUCUGAGCGACGAGCUUACACAACGACAGCAAGAGAUGGAGCAUGAGCGUGCAGACCAACAGUCCCAACUGCAAGCUGCACAGACAGAGGUCGCACGUCUGAACCGCAUGAACGAGAUAAUAGGCACAAUUCACGACAUUAUCAACAAGGAAGGGCACACCUGUCGACCCAUGGACGACGGCCCGCAACCGCAGUUGGUUCAGGCGGGAGGGUGA